ACACCUCGGCAACGCAUAUGUUAAGUCCGCCGAGUCUCAUCCCGGCACCAAGAACGCCGCUUGCAGGUGGCAUGAUCCCCUCGAAGACUAGGCCACAUGAAUCUGAUGUUGCUGCUGGUAGCUCUGCUGCUGAAGUCGGCCAUGCCGGCAUCCGGUGGCAGCUUCGAGGAGGAGGAGCUGUACCACAACGAGCGUAACGAUCUGAUCCAGCUUCGCGACUCGCUGAGCUCCGCCAUGAGCCUCCACUCCAACUGGACCGGCCCUCCUUGCCACAACCACCGCAGCCGGUGGCUGGGCAUCACAUGCUUCAACUCCAACGUCGUCGGCCUGGCUCUCCACGGGAUUCAGCUGACGGGCUCCCUUCCAUCCACGGCUCUUCAGAACGUGUUGCAGCUCGCCAGCCUUAAUUUCAGCGACAACGCCCUUCAUGGCAAUCUUCCGAGUCUGCAAGGCCUCGUUCAUCUUCGCGCUGUGUCCUUCGCCAGAAACCGGUUCUCGGGAUCGAUUCCCGCGGAGUUCGUCGCCUUGCCGAACCUGGCUCGGCUGGAGCUCCAGGAUAAUGUUCUCAGUGGAGCAGUUCCGCCAUUCGAUCAACGCACAAUGGCGGUGUUCAACGUGUCUUACAACUUCCUCGAAGGCAGCAUUCCCAACACCUCGGUCAUGCAGGGAUUCCCCAGCACUGCGUUCGAUCAUAACACGCAGUUGUGUGGACGGCCAUUGGCAAAGCCAUGCCCCACCGCUGCUGCUCCUCCUCCUCCUUCGGUCUCCCCUGUUCCUCCCCUCGGACGUGCAGGCGGCACAUUUUCUCCUCCUGCCACGUCAUCGAGCAGCAAGACAUUGAGGCCUUGGAUUCUUGUUCUGGUCGCCAUUGUCACAGCCACGAUUGCCUUCGUGGUGAUGUUUUGCUUCCUGUACUACUCGAAGAGGUAUUCUAAGAAGGCCAAACAGACAGCACAUGUUCCAGAAAAGGAAGCAAAAAGCUCAGAGAGCGUAACAGAGCCAAAGAAAAUCGUAAACUUGAUGUUCCUGGACAAAAAGAAGGCGACCUUCGACCUCGACGAUCUGCUGAGUUCUUCCGCGGAGGUGAUAGGGAAGGGGGUGCUGGGGAGCACCUACAAGGCGACGCUCGGGUCGGGUGCAGUCGUCGCCGUGAAGAGGCUCAAAACCAUGCAUGGGAUGAGCAAGAAGGAGUUUGCUCAUCAGAUGCAGCUGCUUGGGAAGCUGAGGCAUGAGAACCUCGUGGAUAUCAUCUCCUUCCAUUACUCCAAGGAGGAGAAGCUUGUUAUCUAUGAGUACGUCCGUGGUGGAAGCUUGUUUCAGCUUCUUCAUGAUAACAGAGGUGAAGCAAGGGUGCCUUUGAAAUGGGCUGCGCGCCUAAACAUAGUGCAGGGAAUAGCAAGAGGUUUAGCUUACCUCCACCAGUGCAUGCCCUCUCACAGAGUUCCUCAUGCAAACCUGAAGUCCUCCAAUGUCCUCAUCCUCCAUAGAAGCAUGAACUACUAUUCCAAGCUCACGGAUUACGGCUUCCACCAUCUCCUACCUUCAAGUCACAGCCACAGGUUGGCCAUUGGGAAGGCACCAGAGUUCUCUCAUGGUAAGAAGCUCGCUCUCAAGGCCGACGUCUAUUGCUUCGGUCUAGUACUUCUGGAGGUCAUUACCGGGCAUGCCGCGGGCGAUGGGGAGGAAGAUUUGCCGGGGUGGGUGAAGCUGGUUGUCAACAACGAUUGGUCGACCGACAUCCUCGACCUGGAGAUAGUGGCUGAGAAGGAGAGCCAUGGAGAUAUGCUGAAGCUGACGGAAAUUGCUCUGCAUUGCACGGAGUUGGAACCGGAGAGGCGGCCGACGAUGAGCGAUGUGGUCAGGAUAAUUGAGGAGAUCAGAGGAACCAGCAGUGGGAGAAGAUGAUGCUGCAUGCCAUCGAAGUGCUUGCAUUGCAUUGCAUUGGGUGUUUGUGGUCCGGAAUUCGAAGUGUACUGUAUGUACUAUAACAGCUUGAGUCGUUCAGAUAGAGCAUUAUUAUUCGAGGGAAUAAGAGAUUUACUUGUGCACGCAGUUCGUUGAUGUGAUCUGCUUCUUGCAGUCGAUGCGGGGACGACCAAGAGAAGUGAUGAAGAUGAGUAACGAGGCUUGGUAACACCUCAGUUGUGGUGCUCCAAGUUUUAUCCUCUGCUCAACAACUGUGGAUUCGAGGUGCCCAACCACAACUCAUGCGAAGCAUCUGUAAGUGACGUGGUUGCGGAUUCGGGUUUUGACUAGCAUGCCACAUGACUACAUGUCGAUGG
Molecule: messenger RNA, 2282 nt
Organism: Musa acuminata AAA Group (dessert banana)
Lineage: Eukaryota; Viridiplantae; Streptophyta; Magnoliopsida; Zingiberales; Musaceae
Product: probable leucine-rich repeat receptor-like protein kinase At1g68400
Exons: 3
Coding region: 97-1905 (602 amino acids)
Biological process (GO): protein phosphorylation
Molecular function (GO): protein kinase activity; ATP binding
Source: RefSeq, a predicted model, not a curated record